Messenger RNA from Penicillium malachiteum, 360 nucleotides. Its product is annotated as cupin domain-containing protein. The record is from RefSeq and is a predicted model, not a curated record. Bases 1 to 360 code for a protein of 119 amino acids. The transcript has 3 exons. NCBI's taxonomy places the organism in Eukaryota, Fungi, Ascomycota, Eurotiomycetes, Eurotiales, Aspergillaceae.
AUGCCGCUCGCAUUUACCUAUCACGCCAAGGCCCAGUCCACGUUUAAGCCCCCGCUUAUUGCCAACGAGAAUGCGUACUUGGGCGACAUCUGUUCCAAUCACAAGGAAGUCCCCGACAAGCCCCUCUCGUGUGGGUUUUACCGGCUAGAGAAGGGUACUCCGCUCGUGUACACUUAUACCUACGAGGAGAUGAAGAUUAUUCUGGAAGGACAGUUUGAAAUUUCCGAUGAGACAGGUCAAAAAGUGAUUGCUGGUCCUGGGGAUGUAUUCCAUUUCCCCAAGGGUUCUACAAUUACCUUUACGACCCCGGAUUAUGGACUGGCAUUUUAUACGGGUCAACGCGCCGAGGGAGCAGCAUGA